CCUCUGCGGCAUCGCAGCUACCAGUGAGAGUCGCUGUCCGAAUAUCCAAAACAAAGCUUGACAUCCGCGCAUAGUGCUCCUCUUCUAUGACUAUAUGCUCACGUUCUCGCGCGAGGUCCGUUGUAUUUGGAAACGCCGAUUCUCUGGGGCGACAGUGCUCUUCAUGUUGAACCGAUAUCUGACUCUCGUAUAUCGCGUUCUCAUGACCGUGGAAAUAUUACCAUUGGGACAGAACCCCAAUUCUGGCCAAGCGCCUUCAUUCCGCGGCUCAUCGAAUCUUAUAGGUCAAGUAGGCUUUACCUCGUUGCGCAUGUACGCGGUCUGGUCCAAGGACCGUAGAAUAUUCGCUGGGAUUUUGUUCCUCGGAUUGGUCCCCAUCGGCGUGAACAUGUUCUACUACACCAAGGUGGCCUUCGUCGUUGCCCCUCCUCCGCUCGUCGGCUGUGCGGAUUUAGUGUACAUGACCCCGGCUGCCAUGGGCAUGUUCAACUGCAUCUUCGCCAUCACCGCGGAUACUAUUGUCCUGAUCCUCACCUGCGUCAAGACAUUUGAGAUCAAGCGCUCCUUCGCCGCCAUUCGGACGAAAGCCAAAAUCAGCGUUGAGAAUCUAGUCCAGAACCGCGAAACUUCAUAUGUGUCCUUAAUACAACGAGAUGUGGACUUGAUCGCGAUAAAGAACCAGGCUUUCGGAUCUCUCCCCGCCCUGACAGAGGUGCUGACGUCAAUCCUCAUUUCCCGCUUCCUGCUCGACCUCCGCAGCAUAUACCUUGCAUCUCAUGGAAUCGACAGCAAUGGCAAGGACUCGACCAUGAAUGCCAAUGCGUCGACUCUAGCAUUCGGAGGGCAUAGCGUGGCAGGGAAUCUCGGCGCUCCUCUCGAAUCUAUGUUGUCUGACCCGGAGGAACGCUACGAGCUGAUCGCUGCGGACGAAGCUGCGUACAUCUCCGAGGACCCGUUGGCUAUGGGGCUACGUUCGUCUCCGAGGCACGAUCAUAACUCGCAACACAACGACGCUGACGAAGCUGACGACACAGGGCUCCGUGUACUCAGACAGUGAGUCCAGCAACAGAUUUUGUUUUGUACAUAUUCCGUCACUCAUCUGCUCGUAGGUUGUACGAUGACCCUGUAUGAUCUCAGUAUGGAUAGGAUGUUCUCGCUACUGCGCCGAACGUACAGCGUACUGGGGAAUGCGCACCGGUGGACCGCGGACUACGUUCGGCUACUCGCGCAAUGCGUCCUCACCGAGAUUCCUCGCCAGAACCUGUGACUGCAGGCUGGUCCUGAAUCAUGGAAGGUGAUGAGCGGUCAAAAUUCGACCGCCGCACAGCUUUAGCGCAGCCACGGACGUCCCUCCGUUAGCGACUGAGCGCCUGGCGAGGACCGGUCUUCGCGUUGACUCGAACAGCGACAGACAGAAUCCGCAGGUUCUGCGCUGGUCGACCUACGCAGGGGGCCAUGAUUGUCUCAGAGACAAGUUGCACUCAACACGAGCGUGUAUUAGAGGUUUC
Messenger RNA from Rhodofomes roseus, 1508 nucleotides. RefSeq lists its product as uncharacterized. The coding region runs from base 95 to 1057 and encodes 320 amino acids. The record is from RefSeq and is a predicted model, not a curated record. The transcript is spliced from 7 exons. NCBI's taxonomy places the organism in Eukaryota, Fungi, Basidiomycota, Agaricomycetes, Polyporales, Fomitopsidaceae.